Messenger RNA from Rhagoletis pomonella (apple maggot), 486 nucleotides. RefSeq lists its product as uncharacterized. Gene Ontology annotation, molecular function: nucleic acid binding. Gene Ontology annotation, biological process: DNA integration. NCBI's taxonomy places the organism in Eukaryota, Metazoa, Arthropoda, Insecta, Diptera, Tephritidae. The coding region runs from base 1 to 486 and encodes 161 amino acids. The transcript has a single exon. The record is from RefSeq and is a predicted model, not a curated record.
AUGCUUGGCGUAAAGCACUUGCGGACGACAGCGUAUCACCCCCAGUCCAACGGCGUUAUUGAGCGCUGGCAUCGAACAUUAAAAUCAGCCAUCAAGUGCUACGCUUCGAACGAUUGGAGUUUCGUUCUACCACUGGUGCUACUCGGGUUGCGCUCCACGACAAAAGAAGACAUAGGUGCCAGCGCAACAGAUGUGGUAUCCGGUGCGCCAAUCAGAUUACCGGGCGAGCUUUUACAGUCAUCAACUCGUAGCACCAGCGAAGUGGAGUUUGCUGAAAAGUUGCGCACGGCAAUGCAAGCGCUGCGACCUGCGCCUACGUCACAUCACAUCACACCAGCAACUUUUGUGCAGACCGAGUUUAAGGAAGCAGCAUUCGUUUUUGUACGCGUAGAUCGCGUAAAAUCACCGCUGGAAGCAUCCUACGAAGGUCCAUUUGAGGUGGUUGAGCGUGGUGAAAAAUACUACAAGAUAAAGAUGUUUCACUGA